Podospora pseudocomata is the source of this 576-nucleotide messenger RNA. RefSeq lists its product as uncharacterized. Lineage: Eukaryota; Fungi; Ascomycota; Sordariomycetes; Sordariales; Podosporaceae. Bases 194 to 445 code for a protein of 83 amino acids. The record is from RefSeq and is a predicted model, not a curated record. The transcript has 2 exons.
GGGAGAUCGGAUUGACGCACAGCUUUGUCAGAGACAUGUGCAUCAAAGAUCAAAGAUCACUAUUUAUCACAUAAAAACCCCACUCCUCCUGCGUGUCGGUCGACGGGGUCUAGCAAUCACCAUAUCUCAACAGCUUCCUUCAAUUUGUCUUCAACCAACAACAUCGGAACCAAUAAACAUCUCUACACAAAUCAUGCCAAGCAGCAAAGGAAAACCCACAGACCCACAGCUUCGAGAGGAACUCAAGGAGGAAAUCAAGCAAGAACCCAAUAAAUCCGGCGAUGGAAAGGGACAGUGGGCAGCAUGGAAAGGGAUGAAACUGGCUAAAGAGUACGAAAAGGCAGGCGGUGGGUAUGAAAAUGAGCCUGGCUCCAAAAAUGAGCCCAAGUCUGGGACGCCAGUUGCGAAAAGUGAGAAGAAGAAGAACGAAGAGAUGGAAGAGUAAUGUGCGUCUGGAGAGAUAUUUAUUUUUCCUGCUGGCAAGGCCGGUGGUGAUUGACGCAAUCGGGAUCAUCAGUUGUUGAGAGAUGGGCGUUUACGCCAUCUGCUCGUGUUCUUUGAGCACACUGGGACGAC